GUGAGUUCGAAUCUCUACGCUGCCACGUUUAUGCCCUCUUGUGUAUUCGGCGGUUUCGGUGUUCGACUGAAAUUCUCGACAUUUAAUUGCGGAUUCCUGCAUGUAAUCUUGCGUUCCCGAUUGCAGAAGGUCACGUGUAAACUUUACGAUGAGUACAGACAGUAUCGAGAAAUUGUACAAGAACUUCGGCAUCCUCGCGGAUGCUAAGGACAAAUUGGCGCAGCAUGAAAAGGAGUAUUUGGAAAUUUUGACAGCAGUUAAAGGAUCACCUAAAGAAAAACGGCUAGCAUCGCAAUUUAUUGCAAGAUUUUUCAAGCAUUUUCCAAAACUAGCAGAUCAAGCUAUAGAUGCCCAUUUGGAUUUAUGUGAAGAUGAAGACAUGGCUAUUCGAAAACAAGCUAUUAAAGAUUUACCGGCUCUUUGUAAAGACAAUAAAGAACAUACAGCAAGAAUUGCAGACAUUUUAGCGCAAUUAUUGCAAGCUGAGGAUUCUUCAGAAUUAUCAGUUGUACAUAACAGUAUUAUGUCACUUAUGAAGAGUGAUCCAAAAGGUACUUUAAGUGGAUUUUUCAGUCAAAUUAUUAAUGGUGAUGAUGGGACAAGAGAACGUUGCAUAAAAUUCUUAGCUACCAAACUGAAAGCUAUAGGACACGACGUUAUUACAAAGGAACCAGAAGAUUUAUUAAUUGGAGAAUGUAAAAAAGUAUUACAGGAUGUAACUGCUGAUGAGUUUCACAGUAUCAUGGAAAUCCUUGCUUGGACUAGACUAGGUUCUACUGUUACUGGUCAACAAGAAUUGAUUGACAUUACAAUAGAACAAGCUGAACUUGCCAUACCUUUCAAACAUACUGAUAUUGAACAGCGGAAUAGAUUGGUUCAAUGUAUUAAACAUGCUCUUCCAUUCUUUAGUUCGCAAAUAGAUUCGUCAAAAUUUGUUUCAUAUAUUUGUAUACAAGUAUUACCACAUCUCUCUUUGAUGACUUCUCCUGAUGGUAGAGACAUUCAAUUGGAACUAUUAAAAUUGCUUGCUGAAUUAACAGUGUUUUGCGGAAAUAUUGAAAAACCAGAGGAUAAAGUUCAACAACUUUAUAACACUCUCAUUACUUACAUGCCACUUCCUCCAGCUGCAGAGAUUACUGAUGUACCAAAGUUACAAUUUAGUCAUGUAGAAUGUUUGAUGUAUGCUUUUCAUAAAUUGUGUAAGCAAACUCCUGAAUUUCUGAUAAAAGAUCCAGAGCAGCUUAAAGAAUUUCGUUUAAGAUUACAAUACUUUGCAAGAGGCAUUCAAGGUUAUAUAAAAAAAUUACGUGAAGCUAUUAGUGGGAAGACAGAAGAAGAAUUGAAAUCUGAGGAAAAUCAAUUAAAGGUUGUUGCACUAAAGACAACUAAUAACAUCAAUACCUUAAUCAAAGAUCUAUUUCAUUCACCUCCUAGCUUUAAGAGCAUAAUACAUCUCUCAUGGAAAACGCCUUGCAAUGACAAGAAGAAUGAAAAGAAUUCUGCUCAGAAAAGACAUACGCCUAUUACAUUUGGAAACGACAGUGGUUCGAAUAAACGUAAUAAAGAAGAUAAAAGCAACAAAAGAGAAAUAUAUACACCUCCUAGUGGCAAAUACAGUUCAAACAUAUCAAAUUAUGGUCGUGGUAGAUUUAAAGGUAACAGACCUGGAGGAAGAGGUGGAUUCAGACCAAGAGGCCGUGGUCCAUGGCGAAAGAAUUUUUAUUAAUUAUAAAAUUAAAAUUCACUCAAAAAGAAAGAAAAUUGAAAGCAGCUAAGAUUGGAAUGAUAACAUAAGUGCUUAUCUCUGUUGAGAUGAACAUGAAAGUACUUUUAAAGUGACAUCACAAAAUAUCUUUCUCUACGAUUAUAAUCAAGAUUAUUUUGUCGAUAUCUAAACUCUUUGAAAAAUUGCAGAUAACAAAAAGAGGAAAAUCCAACUUUCCAAAUUUUUAUUAAUGUUUUUUUUAAACAUUGAGCAGAAAAUUUAAGAGAAACAAUUAUGAUUAUAUAAAUCUAUUUAAUUCUUAUAAUAUUAAUUCUGCAAUGAAAAUCCAAGACAUAAAGUUGCAAAAGAAUGCAAGAUAUGCACAUGGCAAACAAAUGUGACAAGAUUAAGAGAGAACACAGUAUUUAAUUUGAUGAAGAUGUGGAAUGAUGUAUCAGAAAAGGAAGAAAGAAGAAAUCGCAGCUUGAUGAAGAUGCAUGCAUAAAUUCAAACUACAUAAUCGAGACAUCGUAAAACAUCAUCAAUAAUUAUGGAUAGAGAAGCAUAUGUAAAUGGACUAGUGUUCUUUCUUCAUCAAAAACUUCAAGAGUGCAAAAAUUUAAUCUUCUAUAUAUCCAUUCCUAAAUUAGCUUUCCUAUCCUUCCAAACUUUUAUAUUUGUUGAUAUUUGUUAACAGGAUCAGUGUGACAAAGAAGAUCCAGUAGCAGUCCUGCAGAAAAGCAACGUAAUCGAAGAAACAUUAGAUAUAAUUUGUUGUUAAUAAAAAGUCAAUUUAUACAAAAAUAUAAAAUUAUACCAAAAAA
Messenger RNA from Nylanderia fulva, 2529 nucleotides. It is a transcript of the gene cass, whose product is annotated as apoptosis inhibitor cassowary. Gene Ontology annotation, molecular function: RNA binding. Gene Ontology annotation, biological process: negative regulation of apoptotic process. The record is from RefSeq and is a predicted model, not a curated record. Gene Ontology annotation, cellular component: nucleus. NCBI's taxonomy places the organism in Eukaryota, Metazoa, Arthropoda, Insecta, Hymenoptera, Formicidae.